AUGUUUAAACCAAAAAUGAUAGAAAAUGAAAACAAUUUGCAUUGUCAAAAUAAACAUGGCCAACCAGUUCAUCUGGUUGUGCUUGAUCCAAAGCUAGAUAAGAAACAAAGACUUUUAUGUACUGAAUGUAUGGAAAAUUUCGAAUCAGAUGCAAAGACAAUAGGAUUUAAAAAAAUAAUCUAGAUUAUUGAAGAUAAUAUCAAGAAAACUAUGAGCGACUUAGAGGGUAUCACUUAGCAAACAGUUUAAUAACUAUAAAUUUGUAAUAGAAGUAUAUAAGAAUUAAAGGCAUAUUUUAUGAAAUUAUUUGAUUCUCUAAUUAGUAUAGUAGAGGAUUGGACAUAAAAUUUAUUUGCCUUAACAUAAUAAUCAAAAUAAUACAGUUUCUAUGAUGAGUUAGAUAGCUUUAUUAAGAAAUAGAAUAAUAUUAAUGAUUCUAAUAUAACAUUAAUCAAUAAUAUUAAUAGAUCUUGGAUGGCUAAACUAUUGAAGAUCUUAAAUUAAUAUAUUUAAGAUAAAGAUAAAGUUAACUUUAAUGAAUAAAAUAAAAAUUUACAAACAUCUUUUGUUCAAUUCAUCCACAAAAAAGUAAAGCAAAAUUAAAGUUAAUUGAUUAAUCUGUUAAAUAAAGUGUGGGAUGUUAAAAUAUAGUUUUUGAUUCUUCUGGGUCAAUUAUGGUAUCAACUUAAUCGAAAGAUAUUAAAGUAUGGAGCUUUCUAAACGGAAAAAUUCAAUUAAUAAACAUAUUGUAAGGACAUACUAAAUGGAUUUAAUGUUUAGUUUAUAGUAAGAAAUAGAAUUGUUUUGUUUCAGGUGACACGACCAUAAGAUGCUGGAAAUAAUAGGACUCAAGUGAUUGGAUAAGUUCAUAACCUUAUAAAUAACAUACAGAUUUUGUAAUUUGUCUCUUAUUGAAUUCAAAUGAGGAUUUACUAUUUUCUGGAAGUGAUGAUAAAUUAAUUAAAGUAUGGAAGGUUGAUUUUGAUUAAAAUAUAUUGACAUACAUUUAUUCAUUAUAUCAACAUUAUAAGGAAGUUUUUGCGUUAAGUUUAAAUUAAUCAGAAACAUUAUUAGUUUCAUGUGCAGGUGGUGAUAAUGAAAUUAUUAUUUGGGAAAGAAGAGAACAAGAUAAGUAUGAAUUCAAAAAUUUUGUUAAAUAAUCAAUUGAAUGUUAUGGGUUUAAAGUUAAAUUUAUUAAAGACAAUUAAUUUAUUUGGAUAAGUGGUGGUAAAGUCAUAAAUAAAUUUUAUGUAUUUGAAUUAAAAGAAGGAAUCUUUUAGGAAAAUUAGGAAAAGACUAUUCAAUUAUUUAGAAAUAAUUAUAUCUUUGAUGACUAUUGCUUUCCAAUAAUGUAUAAUCAGGAGAAGAAUUUGAUAAUAGUAAGACAUAAAACACAUAUUUAUAUAUUUAAAGAAAUGAAAGAUGGGAAGUUUAAAAUACUUGAUUAUUUAAAUUGUAACACAUAUUUUAUUUAUGGGACUAUCACAAAUAAUGGACAAUAUUUGAUUUAUGGGAUGAUUAAUAGAAAGGAUUUUCAACAUAUGAAUUAUUAAAUACAUGAAUAAUUAUGUUUAAGUUAAUAUAUAAUUCUUUUUCAGUAAUACAACUAGUAUAUGUAAGUACAUAUUUGA
Paramecium primaurelia is the source of this 1631-nucleotide messenger RNA. NCBI's taxonomy places the organism in Eukaryota, Ciliophora, Oligohymenophorea, Peniculida, Parameciidae. The record is from the annotation of a GenBank genome assembly.